Molecule: messenger RNA, 875 nt
Organism: Neopelma chrysocephalum (saffron-crested tyrant-manakin)
Lineage: Eukaryota; Metazoa; Chordata; Aves; Passeriformes; Pipridae
Product: cohesin subunit SA-3-like
Exons: 7
Coding region: 52-873 (273 amino acids)
Biological process (GO): sister chromatid cohesion
Cellular component (GO): nucleus; cohesin complex; chromatin
Molecular function (GO): chromatin binding
Source: RefSeq, a predicted model, not a curated record
UGGGAUUUGCCUUUUCCAACCCCCCAGGAUUCCCCGGAAUACCCGUUAUCCAUGAGCUCCCGUCCCUGGCGCCGAUUCCGGGCGGGAUUCUCGGAGCUGGUGGCCACAGUGGUGCGGCGCUGCCAGUACAGCGUCAUCUACGAUGGAUUCCUCAUGGAUUCCUGGAUCUCCUUCCUCACCGGCCUCUCGGAUUCCCAGGUCCGGGCCUUCCGCCACACCAGCACCUUGGCAGCCCUGAAGCUGAUGACGGCGCUGGUGGACGUGGCCCUGGGCGUCCACGUCCAGCAGGACAACAACCAGCGGCACCUGGAGGCGGAAAAGGCCAAGGAAUUGGGAAGGAGGGGCACGGAAAAGAUGGAAGCGCUGCUGGAAAAGCGCCGGGAACUCCUGGAGCAGCAGGAGGAGAUGGAGGUGCUGAUGAACGUCGUGUUCAAGGGGGUCUUCGUGCACCGCUACAGGGACGUGGUUCCCGAAAUCCGGGCCGUGUGCAUGGAGGAGUUGGGAAUCUGGAUGAGGAGAUUCCCGGGAUCCUUCCUGACAGACAGUUACCUCAAGUACAUCGGGUGGACACUCCACGACAAGCAAGGGGAGGUUCGGCUCCAGUGUGUGAAGGCGCUCCAGGGAAUUUAUGGAAACCCCGACAUGGCCCCACAGCUGGAAUUGUUCACUGGGAGGUUCAAGCCCCGGCUCGUGGCCAUGGCCCAGGACAAGGAGCCCGAGGUGGCCCUGGAGGCCGUGAAGCUCCAAAUCCUCCUGGUCCAGAAUGUGGGGGAUUCCCUGUCGGAGGAGGAUUGCCAGAGCAUUUAUCCCGUGGUUUUCGUGGCCAACCGGGCCCUGGCCUCGGCUGCUGGAACCUUCCUGUUCCACAGGUGAAU